CUUUCCUCUCUCCUUCCCUCUCUCCAGCUAUUAAGAGCUGCUGUGGAUGUGGAGGAGGAUGGUUUUGGAGAAGUAUCUGGAUCUUAUCAUGAGGGAAAAGAAUGUCAAAACGCAGAGGGAUCCCACGUUUAAGGUGAAUCUGAAGCUGUGUCUCUUACAAAUAACGGGAUACAGGAACUUAUUCACGUCCGUGGAAGAGUUGAGGAAGGAGACUUUUGACUCGGAUAAAGUCCAACACGAGGAAAUGCUUUUGAAGUUAUGGGACCUGUUGAUGCCCGAGGUCAAACUGGAGUCCAGAGUUACCAAACAGUGGGGCGACAUUGGUUUCCAAGGCGAUGACCCCAAGACUGACUUCCGAGGAAUGGGCAUGUUGGGCCUAACCAACCUUGUGUUCUUUAGUGAGAACUACACUGAAGAGGCUCGGCAAGUGCUGUCCCACGCAAACCAUCCCAAACAUGGGUACUCCUAUGCCAUAGUGGGUAUCAACCUGACGGAGAUGGCGUACAGUUUACUGAAGAGUGGUGCUCUCAAACCCCACUUCUACAACACUGUGUCUGGGAGACCCCAACUGCAGCACCUCCAUCAGCUGUUCUGUUACCUGGUGUACAAGUUUGAUAAGUUCUGGGUGGAGGAGSAGCCCGAGAGCAUCAUGGAGUUCAACCACUACAGGGAAAAGUUCCACGACAAUAUCAAGAUUCAACUACUGGACCCCGCCGUGGCCCUCACCAUGACGGAUAGUCCAAGAAGUAACUGACCGACCAACCG
Molecule: messenger RNA, 765 nt
Organism: Salvelinus sp. IW2-2015
Lineage: Eukaryota; Metazoa; Chordata; Actinopteri; Salmoniformes; Salmonidae
Gene: elmod2
Product: ELMO/CED-12 domain containing 2
Cellular component (GO): membrane
Molecular function (GO): GTPase activator activity
Source: RefSeq, a predicted model, not a curated record